Spea bombifrons (plains spadefoot toad) is the source of this 1832-nucleotide messenger RNA. RefSeq names its product 25-hydroxyvitamin D-1 alpha hydroxylase, mitochondrial. Lineage: Eukaryota; Metazoa; Chordata; Amphibia; Anura; Pelobatidae. Bases 70 to 1587 code for a protein of 505 amino acids. The record is from RefSeq and is a predicted model, not a curated record. Gene Ontology annotation, cellular component: mitochondrial inner membrane. Gene Ontology annotation, biological process: C21-steroid hormone biosynthetic process; cortisol metabolic process; cholesterol metabolic process. The transcript is spliced from 9 exons. Gene Ontology annotation, molecular function: heme binding; oxidoreductase activity, acting on paired donors, with incorporation or reduction of molecular oxygen; monooxygenase activity.
UUGGCACAGCCGAAAGAUGCCACAGAGAAAGGUGCCCCCUGGUCGUUGCCCGUCUAUCCGAAAGGGACAAUGGCACAGUCACUCAAAUUGGCCGGCAGAUCUGCGCCCAUCUUGAGAAUGUUUCCAGAGUUAUGGGCUGAGUGCGUCUUUAACAAGUCAGAGAAAAUCAUUAAGAGGCACAAGUCACUGGCAGACAUACCGGGACCGUCUGCAGUCAGCUUCGCCGCUGAUCUGUUCGUAAAGGGAGGACUGUCCCGUCUGCAUGAGCUACAGCUGGAAGGUAAAGCUAAGUAUGGUCCAGUCUGGAAGGCAAGCUUUGGCCCCAUUCUGACAGUUCACGUGGCAGAUCCAGCUUUAAUCGAGCAAGUCUUAAGACAAGAAGGAAAGCACCCAAUCCGGUCAGAUCUUUCUUCAUGGAAAGACUACAGACAGUGCAGAGGACACUCAUAUGGACUACUUACAGCAGAGGGGGAGGAAUGGCAGCAUCUUCGCAGCACUUUGGGGAAACACAUGUUAAAGCCCAAGGAAGUGGAAUCUUACAGUGGUGUAUUGAACGAUGUUGUUGGUGACCUCAUCAAGAAGAUUAACUACCAUCGUGAUCAAAGCCCAAACUGCACUGUCAAGGAUAUCUCCAAUCUGUUCUACAUGUUUGGGUUAGAAGGUAUAUCUUCUGUUCUGUUUGAUUCACGGAUCGGUUGUUUAGAGAACACCGUACCCAAGGAAACAGAAAAGUUCAUACAGUCCAUCAACACCAUGUUUGUGAUGACCCUAUUAACAAUGGCCAUGCCUAAGUUCCUGCACAGAAUCUUCCGUAAACCAUGGCAAAAGUUCUGUGAAUCCUGGGACUACAUGUUUGCAUUUGCCAAAGGUCAUAUUGACCAAAGAAUGGCCGAAGUUGCAAAGAAACUGGAACAAGGCGAAAAGGUGGAGGGGAAAUACCUUACCUAUUAUUUGGCACAGGAGAAAAUUCCCAUGAAAUGCGUUUAUGGCAAUGUCACAGAGCUACUGUUAGCCGGCGUAGAUACAAUUUCAAGCACACUCUCCUGGAGUCUGUAUGAACUAGCAAGGCAUCCAGAUAUCCAGACUGCUUUGUACAUGGAAAUCAAGGAAGUGUUACAAGGAGAACUAAUCCCAUCAGCCUCCCACGUUGGCAAGAUGCCUUUAAUGAAAGCUGUUGUCAAAGAGGUGUUAAGGCUCUACCCUGUUAUUCCUGGUAAUGCCCGUGUUGUAGCAGACAGAGAUAUUCAAGUGGGAGAAUAUACUAUACCAAAGAAGACUCUCAUCACCCUGUGUCACUACGCCACAUCCAGAGAUGAGAAGGUCUUCAAAGAUCCUGAUGCAUUCCGCCCAGAACGCUGGCUGAAAAAAAACGAGUCCCAUCACCCAUACGCAUCCCUCCCAUUUGGUUUCGGCAAGAGGAGCUGCAUUGGAAGACGCAUAGCUGAACUGGAGGUUUAUCUGGCAUUAACAAGGAUUCUCACUCACUUUGAGGUGAAACUCGAACAUCCUGGUAGUUUGGUGAAACCCAUGACAAGAACGCUUCUAGUACCAGAGAAGGAAAUCAACUUGCAGUUUCUGGAACGAUAGCUUUUGCCAUUGUCUUAUUUAACUGGCAAAGAUGGCGUACAUCAGUAAUUCCAUGACAUUAAGAAGAGUCUUUGUCCCAUGUGCCUUAAACUAUUUCAGAAACCUUUACAGAGAAAGCUGUUAACAACAUCCAUACAAUCCUUUGGAACUGUAUGUUAACAGGUCCAUCACAAGUUAUGGAAACCACAACAUCACGACACGAUUCAUUUUUUGUUUACAAAGAGGGCAAAACUCAGCCAGAAAUU